Molecule: messenger RNA, 1775 nt
Organism: Sitodiplosis mosellana (orange wheat blossom midge)
Lineage: Eukaryota; Metazoa; Arthropoda; Insecta; Diptera; Cecidomyiidae
Product: damage-control phosphatase ARMT1-like
Exons: 6
Coding region: 292-1626 (444 amino acids)
Biological process (GO): DNA damage response
Cellular component (GO): nucleus; cytoplasm
Molecular function (GO): phosphatase activity
Source: RefSeq, a predicted model, not a curated record
AAGUAUAAAUGUUCAAAAUACAGAAGCCUUGGUGACAAAUGCACAAACAAAGUGUUAUCUUUAUCUAUAAAUAAUUGUCGCCUGUUAAAUAGCCUCGCCUCAUUCAAGUUUGAUUCAUAUUUGUCAAAGUCAAAGUCAAAGUCAGUAACAAUCCACUUAAUUAAACAUCAAUAAUUCGACGCAAUUUUUAUGAAAAAAUUAAUUGCAUUCUUCAAUCUCUGUCAGAAGUGAAUUUGUCUGCGCUGUGUUUAUAAUUUGAGUGAAAGAAAUCAUCAAAAAAAAUUCUAAAUAAUGAGUGGAAUCGAUGUUAUUAUUGAUGAAGCAACCCCAGUCAAUGCAACGUUUGCCGCAAAAUAUAAACGAAGUGCCGCAUAUCAAGUAUUUACGGAGAAUUUGCCAAACCUUUUAACAAAAUUGAUUGAUCGAUUAGCUCACGAUAAAGAUGAAAUAGCCAAAAUCUUCAGUGGAGAGCAAACGAAAGCCGAUAUUGAGGAAGCUAUUGCCAAUAUUUUGCAGCUUAAACAUGAAUUACUAACUGACAAACAGCUAACACCGUUGGAUGAUGAUGAGGUUGAUAAUGAUGUUUGGAACACGUUCAUUGGGCAGCUUGGCGAAAAUAAUACUUAUUUUACCACCAGAUGGAUUUACGCUUAUUGCUAUGUAUAUCGUCGCUUGAAGUCGAUUUUCGGAAAAACUAGCACCUUGAAGAGUUAUGAUUAUUUCCAAAAACAAAAGGACAGUGCAUUCGAUACGUCGAUGAAUGCGAUCUCUACAGUGAUUGAACAAACGGCCGAAUUCUAUUCUAAACAUGCAACAUCUGAUGAAUCCUCAAUAAAUGAGCUUGAACGAUUUUUCUACAAAUUGUUGCGGGUGAAUUUAUGGAGUAAUCGAGACGAUUUAACAUUAAUAAGUAGCAUUGGGGAGAAGAAAUCGAGUAAUCCAUUUGUUGAUAUAGAAUCGUUUGAAUCAUAUUUACUAGUCGAUCGAUCGCGUGACAUUUGGAAUUGUUUGCAGUCCGGUCCAAAAUCAUGUGCCAUCGACGUUGUCAUGGAUAAUGCUGGCUAUGAAUUGUUUACCGAUUUCUUGCUCGCCGAUUUCGUUCUGUACUACAAUCUCGCGAAUAAAGUUCGAUUCCAUUGUAAGGCCAUUCCAUGGUUUGUAUCAGACGUGACAUACCGUGACUUCCAUUGGACCAUCAGACAAUUCGCUGAAAGCAAUGUACCGGCUAUACAAGCGUUUGGACAACGAUUGCAACAACAUGUGGCAACAAAUCGAAUCGAACUCAGGUGGACGACUCACUUUUGGUCAAGCCCGUAUGAAUUUCAAGCGAUGCCAACCAUUGCACCAAAAUUGUAUGCUCUGCUUGAAACGAGCCACAUGGUCAUAAUCAAAGGUGACCUAAAUUAUCGUAAACUUUUUGCAGACAAAAAUUGGCCGUAUGACUCGCGUUUCACUGAAGUGCUCGGCGCUUUUCGUCCAACGAAUGUUUGCUCAUUACGAACGACUAAAGUUGAAUUGAUUUGUGAGCUAUCCGAAGAAAAAGCGAAGAAAUUGUUCGAAUCGGACGAAAUGUGGAUGUUAACGGGUGAAUACGGAGUCAUUCAAUUUGCGCCGAAACCUCAGUAAAAUGCCAUAUGAAAUGUUGGGCUAGUAUUUUGCGGUGUUUGAUUUUUAUAAUAGCACUUUCAAAGUUACCGUGAUUUGUUAGCAAUUGUAAUUGUAAAGGAGGAUACAAAUAAAAAUACAUUUUUAAAAUGACCGAACUUCUACUUUCA